GCAAAGUGAUAACAACAGUGUGCAACGUGCCUUGGGCUUUCCCAGUUUUUUAUGCUAAAUUCGUUGCUAUGUUGCGUUUAAGGAGAUUGUGCGUACUAAUCCAAACACGUAAAUAAACCAGUUUUAACCAGCGCGCGCAAGUUAAGUUUCUGCUUAGGAGUUCGUUAACUGCGUUCUCAAUCUGCUCGUUUAUCAAAAUGUAAACAUGCUCUGAUCGAGAAAAACCAACACUACCAAAAUAAAGUUGCCAAAUUGUAAGAGCGGAACAUACAUUAUAGCAUUUCUACCAUAUAAUGUUUACUAACAAAUCGGUUUGCAUGUCCCAAACUCUUAAAAUUUUCUUGUUUAUCCUGUCGUUUGAAUGGCCCUCUAUUGAGAAUAUCGUUAACCAAACAACUCGCCAUCUGUUGAAAACACCGACACUAACUCGUAAAUAAUAAAGUUCAAGAAAAAAAUGAUCCAUAGUCGCAUAGUGGCAGUCAGCAGACGAUAUCACAACUUGAAGGAGAGAAGAUUGGGAAGUAAUCUGAGUCAAUUAAAAAAAAGAGAGGCGUUAUUUGUGCGACAAUCUUUUCUUAACCAGCAGUUGUGGAAACCUAAGAAUACAUUUAUGUCCUACGAACAGGAAGAGGAGGAUCAUUAUGGUCCGGGCUAUGAAGUAGGCUCAUACACCAAGGAUUACAAUGAUGGACCAUACGAUGGAGAAAAUGAUUUGAAUUUGAAUUCUAAUCCAGAAGGAAAGCCCAGAAUCCUUCUAAUGGGUCUUAGACGUUCUGGAAAAUCAUCAAUACAGAAGGUGGUUUUCCACAAGAUGUCACCAAAUGAAACACUCUUCUUAGAAAGCACAAAUAAAAUAGUCAAAGACGAGAUCUCCAAUUCAUCAUUUGUGCAAUUUCAAAUAUGGGACUUUCCAGGACAAGUGGACUUUUUCGACCCAAAUUUUGAUUGUGAAAUGAUAUUUGGUGGAUGUGGUGCCCUUGUUUUUGUAAUUGAUGCACAGGAUGAUUAUAUUGACGCUUUAAUGAAGUUAAAUCUCACCGUGACACGAGCGUACAAAGUCAACCCCAAUAUUCGCUUUGAAGUCUUCAUUCACAAGGUUGAUGGUCUUUCGGAUGACCACAAAAUUGAGGCACAACGUGAUAUUCACCAAAGAGCUAACGACGAACUGAUGGAGGAAGGUUUUGAUUCAGUCAAUUUGAGCUUCUACUUGACUUCAAUAUACGACCACAGUAUUUUUGAAGCAUUCAGCAAAGUGGUUCAAAAGCUAAUCCCACAGUUACCUACUUUAGAGAACUUGCUCAACAUAUUUGUUUCGAAUUCUGGGAUUGAAAAAGCUUUCCUCUUUGACGUUGUCUCCAAGAUUUAUAUCGCUACCGAUUCUUCUCCAGUAGAUAUGCAAAGCUACGAAUUAUGUUGCGACAUGAUAGACGUUGUAGUCGAUAUCUCUUGCAUUUACGGAACUAAAGAAGCUGAUGGCGCCGCUUUUGAUCAUCAAAGUCUCAGUCUUAUUAAACUAAAUAAUUCAACAAUCCUUUACUUACGAGAAGUAAACCGUUUUUUGGCUUUAGUCUGCAUUUUAAGAGAAGAUCAUUUUGCUCGGCAAGGAUUGAUCGACUACAACUUCGUCUGUUUCCGAAACGCCAUUCAAGAAGUAUUUGAAGUCCGUAUGCAACUACAGCAGGCAAGCAACAACACAAAUCCAAGCGUAGGUUCUUACAAAAAAAAUGUACUUCAGUCAUUCAUCAUCGAUUCGAACGAAGCUCUAGAUUUUAAGUUAGUUCGAGAACCUUCUGAUGUUGAUAAUGAUGAAACUACCUUCAAACCAGAAAUGUCUCAUCAAAUCUUUGGAGAAAAUGAAAGCAUAUUUGGUUACCAGAACCUCAAAAUUAGCUUGUACUACACUGCAGGAAAACUAAACACAUACCUUGGAAUGAAUUACAGUAAAAAAGUUGACCCCAAGCAAUUUGAAGGAGCUACAGCUGAUGAUGUAAUGGGAGCCAUCACUCCUAAACUUCCACCAGGUUACAUGACUAACCUUGAUGACUUUCUCGUAACCCUAAACAAAGAACAAAGCUUCAAACCUCCUGGUGAACUUCUUUCAACAUACUCUAUAAACAAAGGUUCGGCCGCAGAAAAGAAUUUUGAAUUGUAUAGUUGUACGAUAGAAGAACCUAGUUUUCGAUCAUACCACGAGCGAUUGCAAACUUUCCUCUUGUGGUAUGUGGAUGCAGCUAGCUUUAUCGACGUUGAUGAUGACCGCUGGCGCUUUUACUUAAUAUUCGAAAAAUAUCCUUGUGAUGGAUGUCAUCGAUAUGCUCUGUGUGGAUAUGCCACAGUUUACCUUUAUUUUGCUUAUCCUAAUAAAACUCGGCCUCGCAUCAGCCAGUUCUUAGUUUUGCCACCUUUUCAACGCGUAGGUCUUGGAGCAGAACUUCUAAACACCAUUUAUCGUUCAUUUCUUAAGGAUUCCAACAUACUUGACAUCACAGUUGAAGAUCCUUCGGAAGAAUUCACUCGUCUUCGUGAUUUUGUCGACGCUCAAAAUAGCAAAAAACUAUCGUCUUAUUCUAAAGAAAAACUUCAACAAGGAUUUAAUGCUGAGAUGGUGGAAGAUGCUCAACGAGAGCUUAAAAUCAACAAAAAACAAGCAAGGCGUGUUUAUGAAAUCCUUCGUUUCGAGGCAACCAACCUAGCGGAUGUCGAAGAAUAUCGUGCCUAUCGCUUAGACGUAAAGCGUCGCUUGAAUAUUCCCUAUCAGAAAGAAGCAUCAGAUUACAAGAAAUUACAAAAGGCCCUCAAUGCAGAGGAACUACGCUCUACCCUAUCUACUUCAACUAAGGAACAACGGAUUGAAAACCUGGACAAGCAAUAUCAAAUGCUAGAAAAUGAGUACAGGCAUACAUUAGAAAGGCUUGCAGCCACGAAAUAAAUUUCUUAUGAACUCUUGUAAACGUUGCACGAAUAAAAGGUUUCUCUAGCGCA
Daphnia pulicaria is the source of this 2982-nucleotide messenger RNA. RefSeq lists its product as uncharacterized. The coding region runs from base 455 to 2929 and encodes 824 amino acids. The record is from RefSeq and is a predicted model, not a curated record. NCBI's taxonomy places the organism in Eukaryota, Metazoa, Arthropoda, Branchiopoda, Diplostraca, Daphniidae. Gene Ontology annotation, molecular function: GTPase activity; histone binding; GTP binding. The transcript is spliced from 17 exons. Gene Ontology annotation, cellular component: nucleus; Gtr1-Gtr2 GTPase complex; lysosome. Gene Ontology annotation, biological process: regulation of autophagy; chromatin organization; cellular response to starvation.